AUGGAUAAGUUUCUUGAAGACAUUCACAAUCAUUUUCGGAUGAAGGAUCUUGGCCAGAUGCGUUAUUUUCUCGGGAUUCAGGCACACUUUCACCAAGAGGGGCUGUUUCUCUCACAGCAGAAGUAUGCGGAGGAUCUCCUUGCCAUUGCUGCAAUGAGUGACUGUUCUCCUAUGCCUACACCGUUACCUCUUCAGCCGCAUCACAUACCAAACCGGAGUCAGCUCUUUGAGAAUCCGACUUACUUUAGAAGCCUUGCAGGAAAACUGCAAUAUCUCACUCUUACUCGGCCAGAUAUUCUGUUUGCUGUCAAUUUUGUGUGCCAGAAGAUGCAUGCCCCGACUAUUUCUGAUUUCCAUCUGUUAAAACGCAUUUUGCAUUACAUCAAAAGAACAGUCUCCAUGGGUAUAACGUUUCGGAAACACAUUUUUGUGAUAAGAGCUUAUAGCGACUCUGAUUGGGCUGGAUGCCCUCUUAUAAGGCGAUCAACUACUGGAUUUUGCACUUAUUUUGGAAAUAAUCUGAUCUCUUGGUCUUCUAAAAAGCAAAUACGGUGGCCAAGAGUUCCACUGAAGCAGAAUACCUUGCUCUGUCUGAAACUGCCUCCGAGCUUACCUGGCUUGGUAGUCUCUUAA
Eutrema salsugineum is the source of this 633-nucleotide messenger RNA. RefSeq lists its product as uncharacterized. The record is from RefSeq and is a predicted model, not a curated record. NCBI's taxonomy places the organism in Eukaryota, Viridiplantae, Streptophyta, Magnoliopsida, Brassicales, Brassicaceae. The coding region runs from base 1 to 633 and encodes 210 amino acids. The transcript has a single exon.